Plasmopara halstedii is the source of this 1884-nucleotide messenger RNA. Its product is annotated as Calponin homology domain. The transcript has a single exon. The coding region runs from base 1 to 1884 and encodes 627 amino acids. The record is from RefSeq and is a predicted model, not a curated record. Lineage: Eukaryota; Oomycota; Peronosporomycetes; Peronosporales; Peronosporaceae. Gene Ontology annotation, molecular function: protein binding.
AUGUCGUCAGGAUUGUGUAUUCAAUGGAUUCGCAAUGAAUUAGAGACGCAUGGUGAUCUAAAGGAACUUUCACCACCACUUGUUGAGACCAAUUCGUUGUGCGAGUUUGUGACCGAUGGGCGUGCUUUGUGUCUACUAACUAACGCUGUUUUAGAAGGGGAAGAGGAUGAAUUACCCAAGAAACUUCAACGCUCAUUACGUCAGCUAAGUAAGUUUCAUGCACUUGAGCGUGUACAAUUUUUUAUCAAAUGGUGUCGUACACGUGCGAAACUUGAGGAACAUCAAGUAUUUACGACUGUUCAACUUUUGGACGAAGUAAAUGAAGUAGCUGUGUCCGAGACAAUCAUUGCUUUGCGUAAUAAAACACGUCCAGGGUAUAAAGCUACGAGUGUUUUAUCACAAUAUCAUUUUAACGGAGAUAAGAAUCGUACGACGAGUCUUUCCAGUACAACCAACUCAAGUGCGAACAAUGCGAAUCGUUUGAGUUCAUUCCUUAAUAAGUUUCCAUCUGCUCCGGUCGUGGCUACAAAAUCUGCUAAACCAUCAACUGUGCGCGUGUCUCUUACCUCAAGUGUCAGUAGUACUUCAUCUCCACGUGAGCUAGAAGAACCUGUACCAGAUGAAGAUGCGAAUUCCAAGUCACGACUUCGUAUUCCCUCGAUUUUUAAAAGUAACAAUACCGCGUCUGGUACACCACGUAGUAGUGUUAUAAGCAAUACAUCAUCGACGACUUCGUCAAGCAAAGACGACGGUCCAGAGUCACGUUCACGUUCGUGGUCCAGUAAACUUUCAGCAUUCUCACGUAGUGUCUCGUCGUCCAAUUCGUCAGCUCCUCAUUCGAGUCCAAUAGGAAAUGACGAGGAUAAUAAUACUACACCACCUUCCUCGCCACCACAAUCUCCUCCAAACCGUACAAGUAUUCCUACAAUGCCGACAAAAUCUGCUCCAAAGUCAUUAUCUAAGCUUUCGGCGUUUUUAAGCAGUGUCGAAACGACAUUUUCUACUCCUGUGUCAACUUCGCCUUUGCAAGAUGAAAGUUUUAUGGAAGCUAAGCCAGAAGAGAAUUUGAAGAUUGAGAAUAAUCAGGAAGAGCACGAUUUUGUUGAGCAAAAUGAAGCUGACAAGGAUGAGGCGAUAUCGGUAAAGGCUGAAGCUCCAGAAGAGGAAGAUGAUUUUGUGGCGGUAGAAGCUGAAGAUGCUACAACAGAAGCGGUUGAGAAUGAUGAUUCUAGCGAGAAAGAUGAGGGUGCUGGUGAUAUUAAACCUGAAGAAUCUCUUCAUGUAUUGGACGUGGAAAGAAACACGAGAGAGUCGGAAGAAGAAGAAAUAUUGACGAGAACGGACAAUUUAUUGGAGGUGGAGGAACCAGUUUCAGCUGUAGAAGAUGUGACAGUGUCGACGGAACUUGUGCAACAAAACGAUCGUCUUGUGAUGGAGAAUGCAGCUCUGGUACAAAAGCUUCAGACUUCAGAAGUGAUUGUAGCAGCAAAAGAUACAGAAUUGGAAGUAUUGAAACAACAAAUCGAGCAAUUGAAGAAACAACUUGAUAAGGAACAGAUCUGUACACAAGAAAAGCAGUUGGCGGCUGAAAAGUUGGCAGCUGAAGCUGCUGCCGUUCGUGCUGAGCUUAUUACGUCACAUGAUGCGACGGAGACGAAGGAACUGAAGGAAGCCAAAGUGCAAGUUAAAGAAUUGACAGCUCAGAAUGAAAGUCUUUUGAUUGAUUUGGCGAAUUUGCGCGAAGAAUUUCAGACGCUCGAGCAAUCUGUCCAACUCGCUCGAGAUAGUGAAGAAGCAGCACGAUAUGCAGCUCAAGUUGCAUUUGCUGCUCGUGAUUCUGCAGAUGAAAUGAUUCAACAAUUUAAAAACCAGCUCGAAAAGUAG